CGUCUUCAAACGCUUCUCAAGAUCUGAUCUUUGCAUUUUUGUGAACUCUUGAGCAAGAUUUUAAAAACACCCAAAAAGAUGAAAACUCGUCGAUCCUUUGAAUUUGUAGCUGUUAUAUUGCUAGCAUUAUCGUGCGGCCUAACUGUGUGUGUGGAAUUAGAUUCACGAUUGAUAGAGAAGAAUGCUCGUCUCAUGAUGUUAAGUAUGAAGGCGAUACUAUUCAUGUGUCGUUUGUUGUCAUUAAGGUCGAUUCUGGUUGGCAUUUGAGCCAUGAGGGUGUCGAUCUGGUGAUAAGCUUCAUGACCCGUUCUUACAUCCGAUUGCUCCGUUUUCUAUCUUGUGUACUUCUAUCCCCAUUGCUAAAAUGUUGCUCAGUUAUUACACAAUUUAGAUUCCUUUGCCAUUGUUAAGAUCUAUGUUUUGAAUAUAUGUCAACAUGUGCGUGACACGGAAAUUUUAAGAAAAUGAAGUGUUCGGGUGACAUAGGUUAAGACUGGAAGUCGUUGGUGAAUAGGAUUUGAGAAUGAACUUUGUUGCAAAUCUAAACAUGCGGACAACACCUCCCUUGAUACCCUUGACUCAAAGUCCAUGAACUCUACUUGGAAUUCUAUGCUCGUAACGUAAGUCCAAUUACUUCCUGGCUAAGCAAUGUCUCAUGGUUUGGUUAGUAUUGAUUUACAUUUUAAGUUGUUACCCUGGACUAGAACCAGAAACAGAUUCCCAGUUUCCCUCUUAGAGAAACCAUCGGCUGCAAAGGCUAUUAGGAGCUUUUCCUUUCUCAGAACUCCUGUGUUGUACAAUUUGGUGAAGGGACCUUUAGGUGAUCAGAUUCAAGAUUAUCAUGACAAGAUAAGGCAUUUCGACCCUCUGAUAGAACAAAUAUCAAAGUUAGAGGAGGCUCUUCAUAACAUUCAGUUCGAGCAGCACUGGUUAGAGGCACAGACGGAACUCCAGUCCAUAGUGAAUGAAGCAAUGAGUAAAAAAGCACUUCACAAGGCCUUAUAUGAAUCUGCAGCACUAAUUGGAGCAAGCGUUCUGCAAGUUUACCUACUACGACGCCUAUUUGAAAAGAAACUUUGGAUGUCCCGGGUUUAGCUUACCACUGUAGGGAUAAUGCGGCAUAGUUCCAUCCCAGACACCAUAUACAUGAAUAGAAUCCGAUGCAAUGUUUAGACAUGGUUGAGUUUUAGCAACAGAAAAGCAUGAUUAGUUUAAGUUAUUUUUGCUUAAAUUGUUUGUGAUUUCAUGGAUAAUUGAAGUUUCUCACCCGUAAUCUGGAAAACAUGUUUUGAUUUUGGC
Messenger RNA from Hibiscus syriacus, 1299 nucleotides. RefSeq names its product transmembrane emp24 domain-containing protein p24beta2-like. Gene Ontology annotation, cellular component: endoplasmic reticulum-Golgi intermediate compartment; COPII-coated ER to Golgi transport vesicle; Golgi apparatus. The coding region runs from base 649 to 1095 and encodes 148 amino acids. Lineage: Eukaryota; Viridiplantae; Streptophyta; Magnoliopsida; Malvales; Malvaceae. The record is from RefSeq and is a predicted model, not a curated record. Gene Ontology annotation, biological process: intracellular protein transport; Golgi organization; endoplasmic reticulum to Golgi vesicle-mediated transport. The transcript is spliced from 5 exons.